Molecule: messenger RNA, 850 nt
Organism: Elephantulus edwardii (Cape elephant shrew)
Lineage: Eukaryota; Metazoa; Chordata; Mammalia; Macroscelidea; Macroscelididae
Gene: SDHB
Product: succinate dehydrogenase complex, subunit B, iron sulfur (Ip)
Exons: 8
Coding region: 8-850 (280 amino acids)
Biological process (GO): respiratory electron transport chain; tricarboxylic acid cycle; aerobic respiration
Cellular component (GO): mitochondrial membrane
Molecular function (GO): electron transfer activity; 2 iron, 2 sulfur cluster binding
Source: RefSeq, a predicted model, not a curated record
AGCCAAGAUGGCAGCCGUGGUUGGAGUCUCCUUGAGGCGCGGGUUGCCCGCCUCGACCCUUGGCGGAGCCUGCCUGCAGGCCUGCCGAGGAGCCCAGACCGCUGCAGCCACAGCUCCUAGAAUCAAGAAAUUUGCCAUCUACCGAUGGGAUCCAGAUAAGGCUGGAGAUAAGCCUCGCAUGCAGACUUAUGAAAUUGACCUGAAUAAAUGUGGUCCUAUGGUGUUGGAUGCUUUGAUCAAGAUUAAGAAUGAAAUUGAUGCUACCUUGACCUUUAGAAGAUCGUGCAGAGAAGGCAUCUGUGGCUCUUGUGCGAUGAACAUCAAUGGAGGAAACACUCUAGCUUGCACUCGCAGGAUUGACACCAACCUCGAUAAAGUCUCAAAAAUCUACCCUCUUCCACAUAUGUAUGUGAUAAAGGAUCUAGUUCCUGAUUUGAACAACUUCUACGCUCAGUACAAAUCUAUUGAGCCUUAUUUGAAGAAGAAGGAUGAGUCCCAGCAAGGCAAGCAGCAGUAUCUGCAGUCCAUAGAAGAUCGGGAGAAACUGGACGGGCUCUACGAGUGCAUCCUCUGUGCCUGCUGCAGCACCAGCUGCCCAAGCUACUGGUGGAAUGGAGACAAGUAUCUGGGACCUGCGGUUCUCAUGCAGGCUUAUCGCUGGAUGAUUGACUCCAGAGAUGACUUCACUGAGGAGCGGCUGGCCAAGCUGCAGGACCCCUUCUCUCUGUACCGCUGCCACACCAUCAUGAACUGCACAAAGACCUGUCCCAAGGGUCUGAAUCCAGGGAAAGCGAUCGCUGAGAUCAAGAAAAUGAUGGCAACCUAUACGGAGAAGAAAGCUGCAGCUUAA